CCAAAGUAGAGGUGUGAAAACACCCUUCUGAAACGAGGGGGUUUCAUGGCCCUUUAAAAGUACAAAUUUGGAUUUGAAUUUUCAAUCUUUUUGUAAUGGUAUGUAUGCAUCUCAUAUUGUCAUAUGUAUAUUGUUGUAUGUAAAUGUUUCUGUCUACUGGCUUGUUGGCUGAUUGUGAUGAUUGACUGCAGGUGUGAUGUGUAGAGCUGUUUCACUAUUUCUUGAGUGCUGCCAUUUGUAAUGCUUUACCUGAUAAAGACCAUGUCGGUCGAAACAGUGUGAUAUUAAUGCAUGAUCUACAGUGCUUUAUAUUUGAAUUUUUUUAUAUUUGAAUUUUUUUUUAAUUUAUUUUAUAUUUAAAUAAAUACAUAUUAUUUUUCAGUAUAGUAUUACAAUUAUGUAAACAUAUUUACUUUUUAGUUGCUGUAAUUAUUUAAAAAAUAUAAACAUAUUUUCUUUUUAAAUGACUUGAGAGAAAACUUCUGAUCAGAAUUUAAACAUGGAUUUUAGUUUAAAUUAGAUGUGAAAAUUUUUUUUCGGCAAGAAAAACAACUACACUACACAAAAAAAAAAUGCUGCUUGUUCAAACUACUUUUUUUUUUUUUUUAAAUAAGCUGAAACAACACCAUCCUUUAAGUUUUUGUUAGGGACAGCUUAAUUGUUUUAUGCUGGAUCAACUUAAAAUUGUAAAAACCAUUAAGGUAAAUGAAUCGAUUUGCAUUGAGACGAGGUGAAGCAAUCGAGUGGAACCCAACAUUUUUUACAGUGUAGCACCUGUGCAGCUGUUUUACACUCACCUGAUAUUAUCUUCUAGGUAAAUGUUUAACCCGUUUUACCUGUUGCUAAAUGUGAAACUAUUUUAGCAGGCUCCAUUUUGCCGAAGAAAGGACAUAAACAAUAUCGGAGAGAAAGUCUGUGUGUAAAUAAGGUGAAUAUGUUUGAGUACAGAUCAAUUUGGCGCUGCUAAAAAGAAUGGAUUUGUGAACUGAACAAAGUUUGUGUUUGAUGAUCUUCAUUGCUGAGUCAGAGCACUAUGAAUCAAUAUGAGAAAAGAGAGAAGGAAUCUCUCAUGUGUGAAGCAGCAUCUCCAGAACCCAGCUGUGUGUCUAUGAAGAGUGAUGCAUCUUUACCUGUUCCCCCUAAUCUCAGCGAUGGAGCUCUGUCUUCUGACUCUGACACUAUGAAUCAACAUGAGAAAAGUAAGAAGGAAUCUCCCAUGUGUGAAGCAGCAUCUCAAGAACCCAGCUGUGUGUCUAUUAAGAGUUAUGGAUCUUUACCUGUUCCCCCUAAUCUCAGCGAUGGAGCUCUGUCUUCUGACUUUGAAGUAAGAAAAGACAAUGUGUCCAGAGCUGGGGUGCCACACCUGACUUACCAGGAGACUUUUAUCAAGCAAAACAAAACAGAGACCCUUCAGAGAAUCAUAAACCAACACAAGACCAGCAUGAAGAACAGGUAUGAGAGGUUAUUUGAGGGAAUCAAACUAGAUGGGAAUCAAACCCUCCUCAACAGGAUUUACACACAGCUCUACAUUAUAGAGGGAGAAAGCAAAGGAGUGAAGGAAGAACAUGAGAUUUUACUGAUGGAGAAAAUAGAGAAAAUGGCCAGAAUGAAAGGUGUGCUAAUCAAGACACAAUACACUCCAAUCAAGACACAAGACAUUCCAAUUCACUGCAAUUCCAUCUUUAAACCUUUACAUAAACCAACGAAUGAGAGGUUUGUAAAAGAGAGGAAAGACCAGAUCAAGACUGUUCUCACUAAAGGCAUCGCUGGAAUUGGAAAAACCGUCUCUGUGCAGAAGUUUAUUCUAGACUGGAGUGAAGGAAAAGCCAGUCAGGAUGUAGAUUUCAUGUUUGUGCUUCCAUUUCGAGAGCUGAACUUGAUUAAAGAUCAUCAGUACAGUCUUCACACACUUCUGCUGGACUUUCAUCCUAAACUUCAAGAUCUGGACUCAGAGAUGUAUGAGGAGUGUAAAGUCGUGUUCAUCUUUGAUGGUCUGGAUGAAAGCAGAAUCCCACUGAAGUUUUCAGACAGACGGAAAGUUAGUGAUGUGAAUGAGUCUUCAUCAGUGGCUGUGUUGAUGUCAAACCUCAUCAGAGGAGAUCUGCUUCCCUCUGCUCACAUCUGGAUCACCUCCAGACCAGCAGCAGCCAAUCAGAUCCCUUCAAAAUACAUCAACCGUCUGACAGAAAUUCAGGGAUUCAAUGAUUCUCAGAAGGAGGAAUAUUUCAGGAAGAGAAUCAGUGAUGUGGGUCAAGCCAGAAGAAUCAUCUCCCACAUCAGAAGAUCCAGAAGCCUCCAGAUCAUGUGUCACAUACCCGUCUUCUGCUGGAUCUCAGCCACUGUGCUUCAGAAGCUCCUGAAUAAAGAUGACAGAGCAGAAAUCCCUCAAACUCUGACUGAAAUGUACAUCCACUUCCUGCUGACUCAGAUCAACAUGAGGAACCUGAAGUAUGAAAAGAGAGAUCCAGAGAAACUCCUCAAGUCCAGCAAAGACAUGAUUGUGAAACUUGCUGAACUGGCUUUCAAACAGCUGAUGAAGGGCAAUGUGAUGUUCUAUGAAGAGGACCUGAUUGAGAGCGGCAUUGACAUCACUGAUGCCUCAGUGUAUUCUGGGAUUUGCACUGAGAUCUUUAAGGAGGAAUCUGUGAUUCAUCAGAGGAAAGUCUACAGCUUCAUUCAUUUGAGCUUUCAAGAAUUUCUCGCUGCUCUAUUUCUGUUUUACUCUUAUGCAGUCAAGAAAAGAACGUCACUGAAGUUGUUUCUGUCUAACGUAUAUGACCUGCAGAGUCAUGAAAUCUCUUUAUAUGAUCUACUAAAAUCAACAGUUAAAAAGUCCUUAAGAAGUAGAAAUGGACAUCUGGAUCUUUUCUUGCGGUUUCUACUCGGCGUCUUUCUGGAGUCCAAUCAGAGACUCUUAAAGGAUCUAUUGACAUACACAGAGAAGAGUUCAGAGAGCAUCAAGAGAAUCACACAGUACAUUAAAGAUAAACUCAAAACUAAUAAAGAUCGCUCAGCUGGCAGAUGCAUCAAUCUGUUCCUCUGUCUGCUGGAAAUAAAGGAUCAGACUCUGUACAGAGAGAUUCAGGACUUUGUGAAAUCACAAACUUGCUCAGAGGAGAAACUCUCUCUGUCUUACUGUUCAGCAAUCGCCUACAUGCUUCUGAUAUCAGAAGAGGUGCUGGAUGAGUUUGAUCUGAAGAAAUACAACACAUCAGAUGGCGGGAAAAGAAGACUGAUACCAGCUGUGGUGAACUGCAGAAAAGCUGUAUUUGCUGGUUGUAAUCUCACUGCUCAGUGCUGUGAAAGUUUAUUUUCAUCUCUUCAAUCAUCAAACUCUCUAAGAGAGCUGGAUCUGAGUAACAAUGACCUGCAGGAUUCAGGAGUGAAGCUGCUCUCUGAUGGACUGAAGAGCUCACACUGUCAACUGGAAAAACUCAGAUUGACAAGCUGUCAGCUCAGUGGUCAGUGCUGUGAAAGUUUGUCUUCAUUUCUACAAUCUUCAAACUCAAUGAGAGAGCUGGACCUCAGUAAUAAUGACCUGCAGGAUUCAGGAGUGAAGCUGCUCUCUGAUGUACUGAAGAGUUCACAUUGUCAACUUGAGAUACUAAGAUUAUCUGGCUGUAUGGUGACAGAGGUAGGCUGUUGUUUUCUGGCUUCAGCUCUGAGAUUAAACCCCUCACACCUGAGAGAGCUGGAUCUGAGCUACAAUCACCCUGGAGAAUCAUUAGCUGAGAUGCUCGAUAGUCCAAGCUACAGACUGGACACACUCAAUGUGGAUCAUGGAGCGGAGUUCAGGAUUACAACUGGACCACAGAAAUAUGCAUUUGAUCUCACACUGGAUGUAAACACAGCACACGUUAACCUCGCUCUGUCUGAGGGAAACAGAAAGGUGACGCGAGUGGCGAAGAAGCAGUCAUAUCCUGAUCACCCAGAAAGAUUUGAUGAGUGGUGUCAAGUCCUGUCCAGAGAGAGUCUGACUGGACGCUGCUACUGGGAGGCUGAAUUUAGCGGGAGGGCUGAUGUAGCAGUGACAUAUAGAGGAAUCAGAAGGAAAGGACUGCGAACUGAAAGUUUGUUCGGCUUCAAUGAAAAGUCUUGGAAUCUAAAUUGUUUUGACAACAAGUUCAUAGUCAGACACAAAAAUACGAAUAAAGAUAUAGAUAAAUAUUCAAAAUCUGACUCUAACAGAGUAGGAGUGUAUCUGGACCGGUCUGCCGGCACUCUGUCCUUCUACAGCGUCUCUGACACGCACACACUCAAGCUCUUACACACAUUCAACACCACAUUCACUGAACCACUCUAUGCUGGAUUUGGAGUUUUCUCUGAUGGUUCAGUGUCUCUCUUGUGCAAUUCAAAAGCUUCAAAGUGUAACAACAAAGACACACAGGUUACUUACACCGAAUAAAACAUCAUCAUUACAUCUCUCUUUAACUUUAUAGCAGUAGACUUGGAAAACAACAUGGAAAAGAAUGGAAACAUGGUGCCAUUAUUAUAUUAAAUUAAUAGCUUUUUAACGCAAAUUAAACAUUUCACAUUAUUAUUUUAACAUUUUCAUGCGGCUGAAAUUUAAUCCUCAAAUUAAAUAUGUUAUCAUGUUGCUGCAAAAGUUUUCACAUCCAUGUAAAAAUAGUUUGUUUCUCAUUUUGAUAUUGUGACCAAUACAUGUUAAAUUCUUAAAUUAAACUCAUCAUUUUUAAAUAAA
This is a messenger RNA of Danio rerio (zebrafish), 4702 nucleotides long. Lineage: Eukaryota; Metazoa; Chordata; Actinopteri; Cypriniformes; Danionidae. The record is from RefSeq and is a predicted model, not a curated record.